Messenger RNA from Rhododendron vialii, 1264 nucleotides. Its product is annotated as probable protein S-acyltransferase 7. Gene Ontology annotation, cellular component: Golgi apparatus; endoplasmic reticulum. The record is from RefSeq and is a predicted model, not a curated record. The transcript is spliced from 5 exons. Gene Ontology annotation, biological process: protein targeting to membrane; peptidyl-L-cysteine S-palmitoylation. Lineage: Eukaryota; Viridiplantae; Streptophyta; Magnoliopsida; Ericales; Ericaceae. Gene Ontology annotation, molecular function: protein-cysteine S-palmitoyltransferase activity. Bases 84 to 1208 code for a protein of 374 amino acids.
CCUUUCAGUUUUCAAAAGUUGGUUAUCUUUUUCCUCCUCUGCUAUUCUCCCAAACCAAAUAAUUCACUGCAAAAUCGAAUGGAAUGGAUCCACUCAAGCCGCGACCGGAAGAAACUGAAAUCAGUCCAGAAGCCACGGAAUCCAUCACCCUUUCCGUCCCACCGGAAGUCGUAUGUACCGACCGUCCCGUAAAUGGCGACAAAAACGAAGUCGAAACUCAUGUUGUCGAAGGGAAGAGCAACAUUUUGGUUUCCUUGCGGGAAAGUCUAGUCGGAGCCAAAAAAGUUGUUCAGGAAAGAUGGCUAAAAUGUUUCUCGAGUGGCCGCUCGGAUAGAACAAGAGCAUACCAAGUUUGGCAGGGAAACAAUGUGUUUUUUUGUAGAGGAAGACUCAUAUGCGGCCCGGAUCCAAGAGGAUUGCUCUUGACUGCCGUUUCCAUUAGUCUGUCAAGUUGGAUUUUCACAGUUUAUAUAGCACGCGAUUUCCCGAAUCGACCCAGUCUCAUAAUCGCAUUUUCCGUUACUUUAACCCUAAUGGUUAUUGUCAACUUGAUAGCAGUUAGUGCGAUCGAUCCGGGCAUUAUUCCAAGGAACAAUCAAUCAGAUGUUGAAGAAAUUGGCACCGGUGAUAGAACAAGGAGAAAGAGGGUAACUGUCAAUGGGAUGGUUGUAAAAUUGAAGUACUGUCGGACUUGUAAGAUUUAUCGACCACCGAGAAGUUGCCACUGCGCCACAUGCGACAACUGUGUCGAGAAAUUCGAUCACCAUUGCCCCUGGAUUGGUCAAUGCAUUGGAUUGAGGAAUUAUCGGUUUUACUUGACAUUUUUAGUCGCGGCCUUGGUAUUCUUCACCUUCAAUUUCGCCUUCUGCUUUUGGCGAAUCCACCAAAGACUGUUCGUAGCAAACACCGGAUUACUCGGCUUGCUAAGGAACUGCCCCGAAACAGUGGCAUUAGCAUCAUUCAGUUUUGUUGCUAUCGGACUCCUCGGUUGCCUUGCUUCUUACCAGGUGUACCUGAUUGCAAUAAACCAGACAUUUUAUGAGAAUUUCCGGCAACGCUACGCGGGCUCUCGAAACCCCUACGACAAAGGCAUUUUGAGGAACAUUAAGGAGGCCCUACUUGUUCAAUUGCCGCCUUCUAGAGUCAAUUUCUGCGCAGAAGUGACACCGAGGGAGUGGUUUGUACGCAGCAAUAGUAAUGUGGGUUGAAUUUUUUAUUUUUGCUAAGAGUACUGUGGGUGAUCUAAAUGUGUUCAUGAGUUUUG